GUCCAUCCGUGCACGGCUACCAUGCUCGGUAACACCGCUCCCGACGGUUACGGCUGGACUCGAGAGGGGAUAUUUUACCAUUAUGGGUCACCUCUUGGCAACUUAUGGUGAUUUGGCACUUCUGCUGCAUCAAUGACCUUAGAGGGCCUCCACCCUAUUGCUGGCAUAAUCAGCUAACACCUAAUACGAAGACCUUGGCUCGUCCAAUCUGUGCUGUCUUAUAAGCGCUGACCCCGCCCCUUUUCAUGGCAUGAUCGUCCAGCAUGUUGUUCCGAGUCGCUCUGUCCUUGGCGGCGUUAGCAGGCCUCCCCUUAGUUGACGCUGUUGAUCCUUUGGUAAAGCUGAACUACAUCACUUAUCGCGGUGUUGCUCGCUCGACUGGUGUGACAGAGUGGUUGGGGAUUCGAUACGCGGCUCCACCACUGGGCGAGUUGCGCUGGAGAGCUCCUCAAGCCCCGUUGAAUAACGAGACGGUGAUUGAGGCUGAUACGCAUGGUCUAAUUUGCCUGUCUACCCCCGGUACACCGGGAGAUCCUACAACCUCCGAGGACUGUCUCUAUCUCGACGUCUACGCGCCGAGCAACGCAUCAUCAUCCUCAAAGCUUCCAGUCUACCUGUUUAUCCAAGGCGGCGGAUUCAAUGUCGAUUCCAACCCGAACUAUAACGGAACUGGCUUGAUCCAGGCAUCUGAGAUGAACAUCGUUAUCGUCAACUUCAACUAUCGCGUUGGUUUGUAUGGCUUCCUCGCUAGUCAGGAGGUGGUCGAUAAUGGAAAUACCAACGUUGGCCUGUUGGAUCAAAGAAUGGUCAUGCAGUGGGUUCAGCAGUAUAUCUCACAAUUUGGAGGCGAUCCCGAACAUGUCGUUCUUGGGGGAGAUAGCGCUGGUGGUGCUUCCAUUCUCCUACAUCUGACCGCUUACGGCGGUCGGGAUGAUGGUCUCUUCCAGGCGGCAGCAGCCGAGUCUGCAACUUUCGGCAAUAUGCUCACUAUUUCACAAUCCCAAUAUCAGUAUGACGCCAUUAUCGAGCGAGUUGGAUGUGGAUACGAGGUAGUCGAGGACACGCUUGGCUGCCUCAGAUCUCUUAAUGUGUCCUAUCUUCAAGCAAACAACUACAACGUCCCUUAUCCGAAUUUGGGAGCUGGCGCCAGCGCUCCUAUUUAUAUGUAUCAGCCGACCAUCGACGGCGGAUUGAUCACGGACUACAGCUAUCGCCUUCUACAACAGGGUCACUUCAUCAAGGUUCCUGUCAUCUUCGGAGACGACACCAACGGUGGCACAAUCUUCACCCCGAAAAACACGUCUUCCUACCAAGAGAUGGACCAGUUCUUGAAUGAUCAAUUCAGCGCCAUGACGGCCAAUCAACUGCUCAUCAUGAACGCUAUGUAUCCUCCGGCAGAGACAUAUCCAGAUUCGGGCCCGUUCUGGAGGACAGUCAGCAAUGCUUACGGGGAAAUGAGGUUUAUGUGUCCUAGCCAGGCGGUUGGUAGUGCAUACAACCAGUUUAGUGCCGCUGGGGCAUGGAUUUACAGCUAUAACGUCAUGGAUCCACUCGAAAUGGAAGGGGGUUACGGCGUACCACAUACAAUCGAGAUCAAUGCCAUCUGGGGCCCAUAUAACGUCGCUCCCGGUUCCGCACCAGCAUCGUACUAUCCGGGUCAAUCAAACGCCGCGAUCAUUCCAAUCAUCCAGGGGUACUGGACGAGCUUCAUACGUACCUAUAAUCCGAACAUCUAUCGCCUUGCCGGGUCGCCAGAAUGGGUUCAGUGGAACGCAUGGGCGAAAGACAGACUCCUCUUCCAGACGAAUGCUACAGCUAUGGAGAUUGUUGAUUACGGACAGCAGGCGAGGUGUGCGUAUUUGCAGUCCAUAGGCGUUUUGACGCAACAGUGA
This is a messenger RNA of Dacryopinax primogenitus, 1892 nucleotides long. RefSeq names its product alpha/beta-hydrolase. NCBI's taxonomy places the organism in Eukaryota, Fungi, Basidiomycota, Dacrymycetes, Dacrymycetales, Dacrymycetaceae. The record is from RefSeq and is a predicted model, not a curated record. Bases 264 to 1892 code for a protein of 542 amino acids. The transcript is spliced from 5 exons.